Molecule: messenger RNA, 1665 nt
Organism: Scaptodrosophila lebanonensis
Lineage: Eukaryota; Metazoa; Arthropoda; Insecta; Diptera; Drosophilidae
Gene: calypso
Product: ubiquitin carboxyl-terminal hydrolase calypso
Exons: 1
Coding region: 43-1419 (458 amino acids)
Biological process (GO): ubiquitin-dependent protein catabolic process; protein deubiquitination
Cellular component (GO): cytoplasm
Molecular function (GO): cysteine-type deubiquitinase activity
Source: RefSeq, a predicted model, not a curated record
GACAUUUGGAACUCUAACAUUUAUUUUAGGAAAUUCUAUAAAAUGAGUAUUCCUGGCAGCGGCGGGACAAACACCUGCAGCAGCGCAGGGUUAAACAGCAAUGUGGCCGGCGGUAGCACAGGCUUAACAGUAACAUUGCCCACGCAAUUGGCAGAUGGGUGGCUGGAGCUGGAAUCAGACCCAGGUUUGUUUACACUUCUGCUGGAAGAUUUUGGAGUACGCGACGUGCAAGUAGAAGAAGUUUAUGAUUUACAAAAACCUAUAGAAAGUCCCUAUGGCUUUAUUUUUCUCUUUCGCUGGAUCGAAGAACGCCGUGCUAGACGUAAAAUUGUUGAGACUACGGCAGAAAUAUUCGUCAAAGAUGAGGAGGCCAUAUCUAGUAUAUUCUUCGCUCAACAAGUAGUGCCAAACAGCUGUGCCACGCAUGCGUUACUGUCGGUUCUUCUUAACUGUAACGAAAAUAACCUGCAUCUGGGUGGCACACUAAGCAGACUAAAAGUGCACACGAAAGGUAUGAGCCCAGAAAACAAAGGUCUGGCUAUAGGAAAUACGCCUGAGUUGGCUUGUGCCCACAAUUCGCAUGCAAUGCCGCAAGCACGUCGCCGUCUGGAACGAACUGGUGCACUUACAACUAGCUGCCGCUUUACUGGCGAAGCUUUCCACUUUGUCAGUUUUGUUCCAAUCAAUGGCCAUUUAUUUGAGUUGGAUGGCUUGAAACCGUAUCCCAUGGAUCAUGGCGGGUGGGAGCAACAUGAGGACUGGACAGACAAGUUUCGGCGAGUUAUGGCUGAACGCCUGGGAAUUGCCACCGGUGAACAGGACAUUCGCUUUAACUUGAUGGCGGUGGUCCCUGAUCGACGUAUUGCUAUAACACACAAACUUAAAAUGUUGCGAACGAAUCAGGCUAUUGUUUCUAGCACUCUGCAGAAACUGCUUAAAGCGGACGAGCAGAGUGAAUCUGGCAACAACAGCGAUCAACAACGACCGGAUACACCUACAACGCUUCUGGAACCCAGUGCAUUUACAGCGCGAGAUCUGCAAUCGCUACUCAAAAAUUUAGACACGGAAAUCGCAAUUAAUGAGCAACAUUUGGCCGAUGAGAACGAUAAGCGACAUAUGUUCAAGGUUGAUGCCAGCCGUCGUACUCACAACUAUGACAAAUUUAUCUGUACUUUUCUCUCCAUGCUGGCUCAUCAGGGCAGGCUCGGGGAUCUGGUCAGUCAACAUUUGCUCCCCUCGAAAAAGAUCAGUGGUCAAAGUAUGGCCAAUCGAGUAACCAAGCAAACCACAACUACUACAAAUGUUAGCUCAAACGCUGCUCUUGCAACUAAGCAACAAACACCUAAAAAUGGUAAAUCGUCAGGCAAAACACCAGGUCGCCGGCGCAAGGGACGCAAUAAAUGCAAAAAGCGAAAGUAAGCGUUCUUACUUGUUUUGAGAAAUUUGUUCACGAACAGUUUUGUCUAACCCUAUAUUUAACAAACUACUAUCCGUAAGCACGUAUUCAGAAAAAGUUCUCUAUCGUUUCUUUUCGAAAAUUGUUCCAGAAUAUGUAUGUAUUUACAUAUCUGAGCUCUAGUACGAUUUUCCUACACGAGUGUAAAAUAAUAAAUUAUGUAUGUAUGUAUGUGUAUGAAUAAAAAAUAAAUUAUGAAAUAUGUGAAA